Molecule: messenger RNA, 2915 nt
Organism: Diatraea saccharalis (sugarcane borer)
Lineage: Eukaryota; Metazoa; Arthropoda; Insecta; Lepidoptera; Crambidae
Source: the annotation of a GenBank genome assembly
UAGAUCGAGCCGCUCAAGCUCUCAUACAAUUGAUGUGAUAUCGCAGACUAUGAGUACGUACAUGUAAUUUAAUGUAGAGAUUUGUGACCUAUAUUGACAGAUUAUGCAAUCUCAUGAGUAAACAAACACUUGUGUUCUCCAUAUAUAUUAUAAGGGCGCGCUAUUCGUGCGAUACCGCUCGUCAAUAUCAAAUUGCACGAAAAGCCUAUAAAAAAGUUAAAAAAUAUUAUUUCGUGCGAUAAUAGCCGCAGAAGUUAAAAAACUGAACCACAAUGUGAAAAGUCUCACUUAAUUAAAAUAUAUAGUUACCCUAUCAAAAAGUGACAAAUAGCCUCUGUACUUGAUAUCUCGCUUGGCUCGCAUUUCAGCUGGGAGUACUCUGUCCUGUUAUAAGUACUAAGUCCAUGCGCAAGGCUUAUUUUUUACUUGUUCCUUGUCUAUGCUAACUCAUCUUCUGGACGACAACAACCCACUUUAAAAAGUAAAAAUUCAAAUGACAGUUUGUUUAUGAUCUAACCUCGUGUUUUUUUUGUUAUUUUCAAUAAAUUAAAACUAAAUCAUAAAACAAUCGUAAGUUUUAUAACUGCGUGGUGUUAUGGCACGUCCAGAAAUGGAGGAUAUUAUUCAUAAGUUUGAGUCUUUCACUGAAAAACCAGUGAAUUAUCUUACGAUACAAACUGGUUUGAAAGAUGAUAUCAAAAAUUUUGUGAAAACUCUCUACGAUUACACAAAAUCGGAGGAAAGUAAAGGUAAAAAGUCUAAAAAGAGUGCCUUGCCAAAGUUGAUUGUUCAGGACUUCGACGAGGAGCAAAUUUGGCAGCAGAUUGAAAUACAAAAUUCGGAUUGUUGGGAUCAGUUUGUAUGGGAGGUUGCUAACUGCCUGUCUAGUAAAAAUGAUCUGGUCUUCCCAGUAGAAACUUCGAAACAUCCUGCAGAAGCUAUGGAGAAGGAUAUAAUAAUGUCUGAAGAAGAUGAUCAUUCAUCAGACGAAGAUGUUCAGUCUUCUGGUGAUAAUGAUACACUUAAUACAACAGAUACUGUAAAAAAAAUGAAGCCAAGAAAAGGUGUUCUUAAGAAAGUGAAACCAUCUAUUGUUGACGAUAAGUUUUUCAAAUUACAAGAAAUGGAGCAUUUUCUUAUAAAUGAAGAGAAAAAGGAGGAGAAACAGGAAAAGCCAGCACCUGGUUCAGACAGUGAUAAUGAAUCUAUUGAUCUGUUCAAUGAUAUUGAAGAUGAUGAUGAUACUGGGGAAGAAAAAGGUGUCAAUGAAAUGAUGUACUCUGACUUUUUUGAUCAAGGAGAUAAUGAAGAAGCAGAGUAUGAGAAAGGUGAUGAUGUGGAUGAAUACAUCAACAAUGAAGACAAUGUAAAUGAAUCUGAAAGUGAAACACAUCAUCAAAAAAGUGAAGUCAACAAAACAAAACAAAAAGGAAAAAAAGUUAAAUUUGCUGACGAAUCUUCUGAUUAUGAUGAUUCUGAUGAGGAAUCAAUUAAUUUCAAUGAAAAAAUAAGCAAGGAUGAAAAGAAAUCAGACUUUGAAGAACGUCAACAGCGCUUGCAGCAACAAAUAUCUAGAUUAGAAAAUAGAACUUUGAAAGAAGCUCCAUGGCAGUUGAAAGGUGAAGUUGAUGCUACUAAACGGCCACAAAAUUCUCUUCUAGAAGAAGUAGUUGACUUUGAUCUUACUAGUAGACCUGCACCUAUUAUUACUGAGCAGACAACUAUUACUUUAGAAGACAUAAUAACACAAAGAAUUAAAGAUAAAGCAUGGGAUGAUGUGAUAAGAAAAGAGAAGCCAGUAGAUGAUCAAUUAUCUUUCCGUAAACCAGAAAUUUUAGAUCAAUCGAAAAGUAAACUUAGUUUAGCACAGGUAUAUGAAGCAGAGUAUUUAAAGCAAAAGCAAGCAUUAUCAGGUGAAGUGGAAGAAGAGAAAGAGCCUGAAAGCCAUGUUGAGAUCAGAGAAGCAAUGAGUAAAUUGUUUUUGAAACUUGACGCAUUGUGUAAUUAUCAUUACACUCCUAAAGUACCACAUGCUGAAGUUAAAAUCGUCAGUAAUACUCCUGCUAUUUCAAUGGAGGAAGUAGCUCCUGUUGCUACAAGUGAUGCAGCGUUGUUGGCGCCUGAGGAAAUAAAGAAGAAACGUAGAGGGGAGUUGAUGAGUAAAGAAGAGAGAACACAGACAGAUAAAAAGAGAGAGAGAAGGAAAAAGAAGAAAUUACAAAAGGGUAAGGAGAAAGUUGAAAAAGUGACUGACAACAGGAAUACUAAGAAAGCUAAUGAGGCUAGUGACAAAUCUUUGAAGACCUCCAAAGCUUUCUUCCAACAAUUGAAUGAUAAUUCUACAAGUUUAAUUAAAACUAAAAAUAAGAGAAAUGUAAAAAAUAAGGGACAGUAAAAAAUUGUGUAAAUAUUUUAUAUACUUGUUAUUUCCUAUAUUAUAAUACAUAAUUUUCAUUUAUUUUCAUCAUCAGACUAUUAAUAUCCCUACAGCAGUGGCAUGCCCUUCCAUAUAGAUGGAAUUGAAUCAUAUCCAAUAGAGGGAAUGGGGCCAUGACAGUAGGUUGCGGGCCCGUUGAGUAUUGGUGGUGUUAACAAAUGCAGAUGCUGGGACUGACAGCUAAAUGAUAAAUAAUUUGUCAUCCAACUUAUAAUCAGCGUUUGUGAAAAUCAAUAACUUCCUUAUCCACUCCAUAAGUGUUAGCAUUUAUAAUAUUUUGAAUGGCUCUAUGGCACAGUGGUUAAAACAAAGAUUUACUGUAGAGUAACUCUUUGUUUUUACAUGACUGCCUAAAUAAAGGAUGUAUAUGAAUGAAUUAUUGAACUUCGCUUUAUUUAUUUAUUGAUACUCUUUGCAAAAAUGUAGAAUGCCGUAGGCAUUUUUUAUCAAUCAACCUGAGGGUGAUGUGGAGACAAAU